AUGUCGAUUUCUUCUAUAUCUCAAACUGCACGGCAUUUCUAUUUCAAUUAUCAUUAUCCAAAAUCAACUUCCCCGUGGAUUCACUCGACUUUUCUACGACGUGUUCAAUAUGCCACUCAAGUGGUCAUUUGUUUUCUGUCUGCUAGCUUUCUCGCGUUCGAAACUCGAAUAUCAAGCCAUCUUUCGCUGGAAUAUCUUGUUCCAAUCAUAAGUAUUCUGUGCUUACAACAAACCUUUGGAUCAACGUUAUCGUGUUGUGUUCACAAUACCAUAGUACUGACACCUCUAUCAGUAUUGUUAUUUGUUACGAGAAAAUUUCAUCUUUGCUAUCAAAAUUAUGUUGCAACUGAACUUCUGUUACUACUUACAUCAUUUUUCAUUACAUACGGAUGCACUCAAGUAUCCACGAAACGAACUGUUCUUCUCUACAAUGUCAUCUAUUUUGCUAUGUGCUUUUCUCAUGCGGAUAUGUCACUGAUAUUUUCUUUUCAAUUGUUUGGAAUUCAUAUGUCAGGAAUGGUCAUGGCGGUACUGGUUUCAUUGAUUAUCUUUCCGCUGUUUGCUACUUUUGAAAUUGAAAAUCGCUUCCAUUAUUCGCUAUUAAAACUCCAACAAAUGCAUACAUUGAUCAUUCAAGCAUUUCUUUGUCAUGAUAAAAUGGUUGCUCAAAUGUCACUUAUUCGGGUAUCAAUCAUAGAAAAUAUGGUACAUAAAGCAUUGAUUCCCGUUCAAACAAGAUUAGAUGAAGCUCGUUUCGAACCGUCCAGAUGGCUACAACGAAUAUUCAAUCGGAAACAUCGACAUAUCAUUGAUCUCACAUUGCAAGAACAAGAAAACUUUAUCAAUUCAUUAAUGUGUCACAUUAGCUCGUUAGAACUUAUGGUUAAAAAUUGUUCAUUCAAUGAGUAUCAUCAUGAUUUUGCAAAGGAACUUGAAUCAAGUUUACUAGAUCUUAGUGCUCGUCAAUCGACUGUAAUUACCAGUUUGAUCGCUCCUUCAUCAAUAUCAAAAUAUGAAUUUUCUCAACAAAUAAAUAAUCUUCAACAGGCAUUUUCCAAACUGCGUUCGGCUUAUAUCGAUGUUCGUCUACGUCGCAUUGAACACGUAUUACAAUCUGCUAAAACAAUACAAUCUGAAGAUAGUCUUUCUCACGCUUAUUUUCUCUUUCAUCUCGAAGUAAUUAUACGGAUUCUGACCGAAUUAGCCUUGAACAAUGAAGAUAAAGCUAAAAGUAUACACUCAUCCGGAUACGAAAAAAAGAAGAUGAAUUUCAAACCAGAAUGGUCUCGCAUAUUAUCAUCGAUAAAAUGUAUUAUUAUUAUCGGAGUCGGAUCGCUCUUCGUAUUGAUCCCUACUUUAUCAAAAGCAUUCGAAAAUGGACAUUUGAUAUUAAUUACUCUGUGUGUAACCCAAGGUGAUACGGUUGGUGGAGCAUUAACAACCAUGAAGAUGAGAUUAAUAGGAACAUUGAUCGGUGCGAUCUGGUCUUACAUUACAUAUUUACUAGUUCAUACUAGGAUAUAUCCAACUUUAGGGAUAUUAUCUCCAUGGAUAUUUAUCUUCAGUUAUUUAAAACUAUUACCAAAUUGGGGUUAUACAGCUACUGUCGCUUCAUUUACACCUGUAGCUAUUAAUUUAGCUCAAUUAAGUCAUCAGAUUCCGUCAUCCGAAAGUAAUGCAGUUCUUCUCCGCAUUGAAGAAAGUUUCAUAGGAAUUACUAUUGCUGUUGUUCUAACUCUUCUGAUUUUUCCUAUCUUUGCCAUUGAUUUAUUGAAAGAUAAUAUUCAACGGACACUGAAAACAUGUGAAGAAAGUAUAGCUUCCAUGCAUUCCGUUUAUGAUCAAUUGUUUCACCAUACGGAGUCACAUGAAUCGAUGGUUCAACUGGAAUUAGAAGAGAGAAAAGUUGAAUCAUUUAUCAGUGCUCAACGAAGUGUGUUUCAUCGUUUAAUUAGUGCACAACGGACUCUUGUUGAACAUGCAUCACUUGAGCCAGCUUUAUGGUGGAUGAAUCAUGGAUUUUCAAGCAAAUAUUACAAUGAACUUGUUCGACAGCAAGUGAAUACGUUUAAUAUGUUACAUAAUGUUGAUGCAGCCUUAAUGAAAAUCAAUGAGUACUCGGAAAAUAUUCACCAUUUUCAAGUGAAUGUUGCUGGCGGUCAUUUCCUUCCGAAUCUUCAUCGAGAAAUCUCCGGCCUGAGUAAACAAUUAGGUGCUUGUUUUCAUGCAUGGAUAUACGAUUUCGCUGCAACACAAACACGACUGCAUCGGUUAUUCCGUCAAAGCAUUUAUUCGAAUGCGAAAUUAGAUGAAGUCGAUCUUACGAAAGAUCAGCAAUGUUUAGUCGAUCUAUAUCAAAUAGUUCAUCAGUUACAAGAUCAACACCAGGAAAGACUCAAUCAGCUAUUACAACAUUACCUUGAUCGCUUAACAGAUGGUGAAACUUACACUUCGAUCAUACCCUAUGCUACUAAUAACGAAGCUGAUUCGGUUUUUAUCGCUUAUUACGCACUGUAUUACUCGACCACGCAACUGGCUCAUUCCAUUUUAAAACUAGGCGAAACUAUUCAUACUAUUUUGGAGUUGGAAACAACACAUGUGUAUCGACAUUUCUAA
Molecule: messenger RNA, 2616 nt
Organism: Adineta ricciae
Lineage: Eukaryota; Metazoa; Rotifera; Eurotatoria; Adinetida; Adinetidae
Source: the annotation of a GenBank genome assembly